AUGCCUGGCCUGCGUGGUGACGGGUGUGUUGUUGGCCGUGAGGUGAAAAACACCUUCAUUCACGUGGACGACGGCGAGCUUGUGUCUCGACCCAAAUCUCAGCAAAUCGCGCGGAACUGCGAAAAAAAGCAGAGGGGUCCUUUUGAAGCUGAGCGCGCAAGCAAGCACCGUGGUGUGCUUGAUGAGGAGUGGUGGGAUCCCACCCGCCCACUACGACGCAGCACGAGCUGCCCAGGUCGCCUGGAGGCGCGGUCCACGUCCUGGAGAGCCCCAAGAAGAGCCAAGAAGCUUCUAGGCCUGAGCCGGUGCUGCGCUCAGCGCUGCAAAGCACUCGUGCUUCUUACCAUUCUCCUGUUGGGGUCUCGCGCUCGCCGCCCCGAAGGAAUGUUUCGGGGCUUGGGCAUGGAUGUUGCCAUUCAGCAUCCAACAGCUCCGGAGGUGCUGGAUUUGAAGCCCUCUGUCUGGGAUGACUCUACUGACGUCGAGGCCCUGCCUGCGCUUGGCCCGCAGCCUUUAGAGCCUGCUCAGCACGUGUAUGUUUGGCAGGAGGCAGCAUCGAAGGACUCAACACCGAAUGAGGAAGCCUCGAACAUGGAACGGAAUCUGCUCCUACACCAGCUUGGCACCUGUCGGCCAUGCUCCUACUACUACUUCAAGGAGGAUGGUUGUCGAAAUGGUGAUGACUGUGAGUUCUGCCACUUCUGCUCUCCAGCGGCCGUCAAAGAGAGCAAGCGACGUUUUAAGCGCGACGCCCGGCGAGAGAAGCGGGCCGCCCACCUGGAGGCAGCCCGCGAGGCGGCCCAGGAGCAGGGAUCUGAGCCGCCGGUCGGCCCACCAUACUUGCGGCGGAUGCGUGGCAGCCGGGGGAGGACGGCUUCCAAGUCAGCCCAGCAGCCGUAG
Messenger RNA from Symbiodinium natans, 900 nucleotides. NCBI's taxonomy places the organism in Eukaryota, Dinophyceae, Suessiales, Symbiodiniaceae. The record is from the annotation of a GenBank genome assembly.